CAAUUUACCGUUAGCCCGUCAGUUAAGGCAGUGAUCGGCCUAUUAGUACUAAUCGAAAACUAACGGAAAAGGACUAAAAAUAUUUAAAACAAGAGGGACCAAAUGUGGAAUAAUAUCAAACUUGAGGGAUGAAAACUAUAUUUUUCAAAAAAUUUCAGAGUAAUGAUGCGUCAAAGUUUAGGGGCAAUCGACCCGUUCUAAACAAACCCAAUAAUUAUGGGUUCUAAAAGGAGCAUGAGACACGUGGUAGAAUCUUGACCAUAUAAGUCCCAAAAUAAUUGUGCAUCAUCCGAAAAUGAACGGUUGGCCUAGCUUCUUGGAAGAACAUGCACUCUAUAUAAUGAACAAAAUCACACACCAAAAAUCAAAGCAAAAUAAAAUAAAUAAUUAUAUAUUUAAAUAAUUCCCUUGGAAAGUGAUCAAACGUGGUUCAAAAGAAUGGCGAUAAACAUUCAGACCGCGGUUGAUCACUGGUUAAGGUUACUCGUGUGUUUAGUUAUUUCAAUGACUAUUCAUGCAAGUGCUAACCUUAACAAUGUCAACAUCACAAUCCUUCAAAGUGCUGUAGCAAAAGGAGCAGUUUGUUUGGAUGGGAGUCCACCAGCUUAUUAUCAUGCUAAAGGAUUUGGAGAAGGCGCCAAUAAUUGGUUUCUCGAACUUCAGGGGGGUGGGUGGUGUAAUACAGAGGAAAAGUGUCUCUAUAGAACAACACAGAGCACUGGGAGCUCCAAAUAUAAAGAGAAGAACAUUACUUUCGGACAAAUCGAUAGCCAAAAUCAAACCGAAAAUCCAGAUUUCUAUAACUGGAACCGAGUUUAUAUUGGAUACUGCGAUUGUUCUUCGUAUUUGGGAAACCUUGAAUCGAAUACCAACAUUACUCGUAGGGGUGCAAGAAUUUUCGAUGCGAUCAUAGAAGAUCUUUUAGCAAAAGGAAUGUCGAACGCCGAAAAUGCCAUACUUGCUGGGGACUCGGCCGGGGGAUUGGGAGCAAUAUUACAUUGCGACCGCUUCAGUCAAGAAGUUCUACCUAAUGCUAAGAGAGUAAAAUGCCUUACCGAUUCCGGGUUUUUCAUCCACGCAAAACAUCUUCCUGGAGCCGACAAGAGAGCUGAAUAUUUCGCCAACGUAACUGCAUAUCAUGGAAUACACGCCGAUUCUUUGCCUUCGUCGUGCACGUCAAGAAUGAACGCGAGCUUGUGCCUUUUCCCCGAAAAUAUUAUCGGAGAUAUGAAGACACCCCUCUUUUUAGUCGAAUCAGCUUUCGAUGAAUAUCAGUUAACGCACAACUUCUUUUCAAACGAGUCCACCUGGACAAAUUGCACUAGUAAUUUAGAAGUAUGCACGCCUUCUCAACUACAAACCAUGAAAGAUUACGGCAUCGCCUCUAGACAAACAUUGCAAGAAAUAAGCGAUACUACAUCCGUAGGAAUGUUUGUUCACUCUUGCUACCGUCACGGUCACUUCUACGAACACGCAGGUUGGGACCAGUCUACUUUAUUGGCGGGCAAGACAAUUGCGCAAGCAAUUGGUGAUUGGUUCUACGAUCGAAGCUUUUUCCAAGAAAUAGAUUAUGAUAAUGAGCUGCCGCUUUUCCGCAACUGCUCCAAGUUCACUUCAUGUUCACAUGAAACGAACUUAUACGCGUAAAUGCACUUGUAAUUCCAAAGAUAUUAUUCGUUAUUAUAUCUAAUUAAAAUCUGAAAAAUCGGCAAUAUACAUUAUAUAAUUGGCGGCUUUUCAUAUUUUGGUUUUUACAUUAUUGGUUAUUUACGAGUAUAUCGUGUGUAAGCUUGUAUCAUCUUUAUACAACGUGUUAACAUAUUUAUUGAGCAAUUUCUACAACUUCUUUUUACCCAUUCUUUGUGAUCGAUUGUUAUUGGUCCUUUUAUUGUUCGAAUUAAAUAAUUAAUUGUCAA
Erythranthe guttata (spotted monkey flower) is the source of this 1916-nucleotide messenger RNA. Lineage: Eukaryota; Viridiplantae; Streptophyta; Magnoliopsida; Lamiales; Phrymaceae. The record is from RefSeq and is a predicted model, not a curated record.